UAGAAAAUGCAAUAGAGAUUCAUUUGUGAAAUAAAAUUGUAACUCUAAAAUGUACACUGUUAAUCUUCAUAAAUAGUUAAUAUGAAAUGCCCAAAGUGAUUGAAAUAAAAUAUAAAUUGAGACAUCCUUUGCCAAUGUUUGCCAAGUUUUUAAACUAUUUUAUUUUAUCAGUUCUUUAAAAAUGAACUUCAUUACUUCAUUAAUAUUCAUAAUGUUGCAUUUUCCCAUGUCAUUAUAGACUUUGGGACCACAACAAAACAUUUUCAGUAAGGGGUUCUUUAGUGGCCUUGUACAGUAAUCAAAAAUGUAUGCAUUUUGAUUGGUUUUCAAUACGUGUCAAAAAUGACCCGAAGGACAAAAGGAAGGUGCCGUUUCUGAAGACAAUAGGAGGGUUAACAUUGCUCUAAACGUUUAACUUUUUCAAAACCAUUAAAAAGGCUCCUGAUAAGAAUAAGUGACCUAAUUUCCAUGGAGACUGUAAGCAGUAGGUGGGUAUGCUGAAAGGUAUUCGGUCAAGUGUCGUUCCUUAAUUUUCAUGUUGAAUUUUACCAUAAUGCAGCUCACAUAAAAACAGGGGGCUGGGUGGUUUUGUGAGAGUCAGUGAGUCAGUUAGCAAACACUCAGAUUUGGAGUCUCAUAAUGAUGGUUUUUGAUUCUUUAAAAAAUUCCCUGGGUACCAUUAGCAUUUACAACAAAAUAAUGAAUCACUGAAUCAUCAAAGUGCCUUUACAGUAAAUACUCCCCAAGUUUAAUUCUUGUCCAAACAAUUCUCGUCUAUCCAAUCCAAUCCAAUCUCAUCUCAUUUAUCAUAUGUAUUACAAAGUCUCUAUUUAAGAAACUGAAAGUGAAUUCAAAGUAACUACCGACAAAAUACAAUUCUUUUGAUAUCGAGCACGAAGGUUUGAUAUAUUGAAAUAUAAAUAUCAAGUAAUUCUGAGUGAUGGCGGGUUGGCUAAAUAUACUAACUUGGUUGAUUAUUACUUUAUCUUCAUGUUUAUUAUACAGUAAUGCAGAAUGCUUUGGUAAACUGUUUGGAUGACAUGAUCUGCAUGUUCUUUAAAGUGCUGGUCAUGUACUGCAAAAUUUACUUUCUCGCGGUGCCACCUAUGUGUUACCUGUUAAGUCCACGUCCACAUGAGUCACACUAUGUCACACUUUCCACCCUCUGCCACAACAUGCAGUUGGCUUUUCAUACGAAGUGUUGAUGGUUGGAGCCUGUGAUGCUGCUGUCUCCAUUGCACAUCAGAAUUUCCCCUUUGCCCGCCCACUUUCAUUUUGUGUGGUGUAGUGGGCUGUUUCACUUCAGUCUGUCUAAAUCGUUUGGUAGUGUCUGUUCUGCUCAUGAAUCAAUGUAGCUUUCUCCAGUACUCCUACAGUGAACAAUACUGGGUGAUUAAAUGUUUUACAUGAUCAUUUGACCAAGAAGAGUGUAUCUAUUGGUCAUCACAACAAAAUAAAUCUAUGAAGGUGCUGAGUGGCCACGGCGUGUCUAAAUCGUUGAUCCAAAGCAACAUGGACCUAAUCAGCAUGCCAUCCUCAGCUGUUCACACAAAAUCGGGACUCUCCCUAAGUCAGCAGACUAAUGCCAGUCUGACCAACUCCUCCCACACUGAAAACAUAAACAUCAACCAAAAGCGUUGGAGGAGCAUUUUUCGACAUGUACAGAAAAAGAACAUGGAUUCCAAACAAGCUAAUGUACAUCCCCAAAGACCACUGUUUGGACAAGCCUUGUCUGAUAUCUGUGAAAAAGAUGGAUGCCCUCCCAAACCAAUUAUGGAUAUCCUUACAUUGCUGCUGAAAAAGGGUCUAUAUACUGAAGGGGUGUUCAGGAGAGCAGGCAAUGCCAGGACUCUAAGAGAGAUCAAGACACAACUCAACGAUGGGAUCGAAGUUGAUCUGAAAGAGAAGCCAGUCUUUCUGCUUGCCGAUCUGGUAAAGGACUUUCUAAGACAUCUGCCUGGCAGUUUGCUAAUGGUGGACCAGUACAAGGCCUGGAUUACUGCAAUGAAAAAGCAAGAUAUGACUGAGAAGUAUGCAGAAAUUAAAAUAGUGGUCAACAAGCUUCCUGAGGCAAAUAUUCAGCUCUUGAAGCAUUUAAUUGUUCUCCUCUACCACAUAAGUGAGAAUGCAGAUACGAACAAGAUGGAUUCCAGGAAUCUAGCGGUGUGCGUUUCACCCAACUUGCUGGAAGCAGACAAUGUGGAAAAGAUAAAAGAGGUGACCAAUCUGACACAAUUCCUUAUUGACAACUGUUGUCUGAUAUUCGGUGAGGAUGCCCUGACACUCUUUGGAGACUCUGAUGAAGAUGAACUCAGCGAUAACCAAGAUUCUUUUUCUUCACACCAUCAUGACUCUGCGUACGACAGUAAUGACCCUGAUGCAGAUGGCUACAAGGGCAGUUUUUCUGACAUGGACUCUAUCAAAUCUGUCAUUGAAGAGAAAAACCAAGAAGACCCCAGUGCCGUGGAACCAUGGACUACAAAACUUUUAAUACGUAGACGUUCAGAGCCGGCAUUUGUCUUCAGCCAGAGUGUUCGGCAGCACUUUGCCCUUACCAGGAGCCAGACAGAAAUGGACUUUCAUGACAAACUAUUAACAAAGCAGAUCUCCGAUGACUGUAUUCUGUUAAGGGCAGGUAACAGCUUGGGGACAAGCUGUGGUUUGGUACCUAAAUGUGGGGACCGUCUAGCCUCCAAAGACUGCUCCUAUUGUUCUUCAAGUUCACUUGAGAGCUGUUUCUCCAGUGCCUCUGAGAGCUCUAUCCACAACAGUCCUUCUAUCGCCCCUUCAUCCAAUCAGAGAAGGGCCCUUCAACGCAAACAUUCCUUCUUCACCCGCCAAUCAGAGACCCCAAAAAGACGCUCGCAAUCAUUGAAGACUGCGCACAUCAGAAGCAGGACAGUUUUUGGGCGAAGUGGCUCGACCAAGCGGGCGAUCAAGAGAACCUUGCGUCAUAGCCAGACUUUACCGGAGGUACUGAAUCCCAGUCCAGAAUCAUUCUCCCCUUUAUGUGAGCCAAGACGUUUUUCUACCGAAGAGGUUUUCCAGCAGGUGGACAGCAGAAUUCCAAGUGAUCCUCCGAGUUAUCAGCAGGCUGUUCAGAACAAUACCCAUCCCGUUCUCUCAAACCGUGGCUCAUUGACUGUUCAGAAUGCCAGGUGCCUAUCAAAACAAACACGUAGCCGCUCCACAUCCCCAAGUGAAGAGACAUUGUUUUCUGGGAAUGAAACUUUUGAUAUCCAAAACAGAGACAAUAAGGAGUCAGGUUGUGAUAGUAUGUUGAGUGGAGCCUCAUCAGAGUUGAGACAGAGGUCCACAUCUGAAACUAUGUAUGAAGAUUCAUUACCAGUGUGGUGUAAUCAGGAACAUGUCAGAGAGACAUAUGUGUGAAUUAUUGGUUACUCUUGUAUUCUCUGUUUAUGUGGAGACAUUAUGUGUGUUUAUGACAAAAAUGUUUUGUUGUACAGUCAAGUAUUUAGUGCAGUUUGCAGUUUUGAAAGAGAGCUUAUUUUGCAUAUGACCUCAUAAUGAGAGCUUCAUGUACAAUUAAGAAUCAAUGAACAAACCAAUAGAUUAAUUGUGCUGAAUUGUUUUUCUGAAAAAAAGCUGAAAGAGUUUUUGGGUUUUUGUUCACCACCCCAACAAAAAAAGAUGUAACUGAAAGGCACUUUGAGGAUAUGUCACUACAUAGGAUCUUGAAUUUUUGUGCAAUGUUUGCAGAACUGAUGUAACAGUUUAAAAUGUGAAUGUCUUUAAAUAAAAUAAAGACAUAAAACAAAGACUGGCCUGUUGCCACUUUAUGCAACUUUGAAAAAAAUGUUGUCUGAAAUCA
Molecule: messenger RNA, 3832 nt
Organism: Myxocyprinus asiaticus (Chinese sucker)
Lineage: Eukaryota; Metazoa; Chordata; Actinopteri; Cypriniformes; Catostomidae
Product: T-cell activation Rho GTPase-activating protein-like
Exons: 10
Coding region: 1462-3390 (642 amino acids)
Biological process (GO): regulation of Rho protein signal transduction; signal transduction
Molecular function (GO): GTPase activator activity
Source: RefSeq, a predicted model, not a curated record